AUGAGCGUCCGAGUCGUUGCACGUGUCCGACCCCUCCUCAAAACCGAGCGAGAAACUGAUGUUAUCGUUCGCACCGGUUCUUCUGGACCGUCCGAGGCCAAGUCGCAGCAAUCCACCAAUGGCGACCGCAAGCUGGCCGCUUUGAGGGACCGGGAUAACGUGGUGCGCAUUCCCAAUCCAAAGAAUGGGGGCGAAGAAUACACAUUCCAAUUCAGUGCUGUGUAUGAUGCCGAGGUCGCACAGCAGGAGAUGUUUGAUGCCGAGGUCGCACCCACUAUUAAGCACCUCUUCAACGGAUUCGAUAUCACCAUUUUCGCAUACGGUGUGACGGGUACUGGAAAAACACACACGAUGCGUGGUGGGAAAAGUCUUGCCGAUAGAGGUGUCAUUCCUCGUCUCCUAAGUGGCAUCUAUCGUCGCAGCCGAAAGAUUGAGAAAGAUACUGGCGGCGAAACUACGGUUCAGGUCUCUCUCAGCUAUUACGAGAUCUACAACGACAAGGUGUAUGAUUUAUUCGAGCCGCCUGAGAAGCGCACUCUGGCUGGUCUUCCGCUGCGUGAUAACGGAGGCAAGACUGUGGUCUGUGGGUUGACGGAGAAGCCCUGCACAAGCUUGAAGGAGUUCGAGGGUCUUUACGACCAGGCCAAUAACAACCGCUCCACUUCUGCGACCAAGUUGAACGCCCAUUCAUCUCGUUCGCAUGCCAUUCUCGGUGUCAAAGUCACUGUCACUUCGCCCGAAAGCACUCGCAUCAGCACCGCGUCCGCGAUUGACCUUGCAGGUUCGGAGGACAACCGCCGGACGGAGAAUGACAAGGAGCGCAUGGUCGAAUCAGCCAGCAUCAAUAAGAGUCUCUUUGUUUUGGCGCAAUGCGUCGAGGCUAUUACAAAGAAACAGCAUCGAAUCCCAUACCGCGAGUCGAAGAUGACCAGAAUUCUUUCUCUGGGACAAAACAAUGGACUGACAGUAAUGAUUCUCAACCUGGCACCCGUCCGCUCAUACCAUCUGGACACAAUCAGCUCUCUGAGUGUCGCCAAUCGCACUAGGAAGAUCGAAGUGCGCGAAGUGGAGAAUGACCCGAUCUUCAAGGGCCCGGCGAGGCCAUCGAUUCGGCCAUCGCUGGCAGCUUCUCGGCAGCCGUUGCGCCCUCUCACAGCCUCUGUCAACGUGAACAUGCCUGUUCCUGCCGCAAAAGACUCCUCGAAGAAGGAUGAGGAGAAGCCGCUCAAAGCAUUCAGCGUCUAUUCUGAUCGAGCUCAGCCGAAGCCCGUGACCCAGAUCCGGAAGCCCGAGACUAAGAGAACUUCUCUCUCCUCCGAAACACCUACUGCACGCUCAUUAAAGCCUCGUCAGAUGCUUGCUCCUCUCCAGCCUCAUUUGGGUAGCUCGGAUCUUUCUGCUGCUAGGAUCGAGGAGAUGGUUGCAAAGAAGGUCGAAGAGAUCUUGGCAGUGCGUGCAGUGAGCGAGCAGUCAAGACACACCCAGGUUCGCGAGUUGAAUGAUCAACUUCAACGGCGGCUGGAGCAAUUGGAGCAACGCAUUGAAGGAACCGAGGACGCUCGCGCUGAGGGUCUUUCCUAUCUGCUUAUGGCAAAACAGCACCAGGCACGCGGUGAGAACAGCUCUGCAUUGAGAAUGUACCAGUUGGCGCUCCCGCAUUUCCCACACAACGAGAAAUUAGCUUCCAAGAUUGCCGCCUUGAAAGAGCGCCUCGAGGGCAAGCCUCAAUUACGAUCUGUUAGUGCUGCUUCCCCUCCCUCGAAAGGCAAGCUCGGCAGCAUGCUCUCCCUAAGCAUGAAGAAAGAGCCCACCGUGACAUUGGGCAAGCGUCAAGCUGAAGAUUCUGACGAUGAGUACGUGGAUCCGCUUACCAUGGAGUAUGACGAAACUGGCUUCCUUGAUACCUCUCAUCCCAAGAAGAAGCGUGCCCCAGGCAAGGCAAUCCGCAAGAGUGAAGAUGAUCUCGCUGCUCUGGAUGAUCACCAGGAUCCCUCCCUUUCACCUCGCACUGUUCAUCUCUUGUCAAUCAUCAACUCGCGUGAUGUCAGCCAGAUCAAGCUUCUCAAGGGCGUUGGCGUGAAGAAGGCCGAGGCAAUUGUCGAUUGUCUCUGUGAGAUGGACCAAUCCUCAAACACAGACGUGGGAAUGAUCUCCGACCAACCUCAAUUCCAGGUGGACAGCCUGGCGCAACUAAGUACGUUGAAGGGAGUGGGCAUUCGCACGGUUGAAAAUAUGCGCAAUGGAGUCUUGAUCUGA
Penicillium maclennaniae is the source of this 2256-nucleotide messenger RNA. Its product is annotated as kinesin family protein. The coding region runs from base 1 to 2256 and encodes 751 amino acids. Gene Ontology annotation, molecular function: microtubule motor activity; microtubule binding; ATP binding. The transcript has 3 exons. Gene Ontology annotation, biological process: mitotic spindle organization; microtubule-based movement. The record is from RefSeq and is a predicted model, not a curated record. Lineage: Eukaryota; Fungi; Ascomycota; Eurotiomycetes; Eurotiales; Aspergillaceae.